Molecule: messenger RNA, 3173 nt
Organism: Pongo pygmaeus (Bornean orangutan)
Lineage: Eukaryota; Metazoa; Chordata; Mammalia; Primates; Hominidae
Gene: CNOT9
Product: CCR4-NOT transcription complex subunit 9
Exons: 8
Coding region: 109-1008 (299 amino acids)
Biological process (GO): mRNA catabolic process
Cellular component (GO): CCR4-NOT complex
Source: RefSeq, a predicted model, not a curated record
GGCGGAUGGCGGCUACGGCGGCUCAUUAUUUUCCGCUGCAGGGGUGCUGAAGCGGGGACGCGGGUCGGACGCGUCCGGCUGUGGAAGAGAGCGGCGGCCGCUCACAACAUGCACAGCCUGGCGACGGCUGCGCCUGUGCCUACUACACUGGCACAAGUGGAUAGAGAAAAGAUCUAUCAGUGGAUCAAUGAGCUGUCCAGUCCUGAGACUAGGGAAAAUGCUUUGCUGGAGCUAAGUAAGAAGCGAGAAUCUGUUCCUGACCUUGCACCCAUGCUGUGGCAUUCAUUUGGUACUAUUGCAGCACUUUUACAGGAAAUUGUAAAUAUUUAUCCAUCUAUCAACCCACCCACCUUGACAGCACACCAGUCUAACAGAGUUUGCAAUGCUCUGGCAUUACUGCAAUGUGUAGCAUCACAUCCAGAAACCAGGUCAGCGUUUCUCGCAGCACACAUCCCACUUUUUUUGUACCCCUUUUUGCACACUGUCAGCAAAACACGUCCCUUUGAGUAUCUUCGGCUCACCAGCCUUGGAGUUAUUGGGGCCCUGGUGAAAACAGAUGAACAAGAAGUAAUCAACUUUUUAUUGACAACAGAAAUUAUCCCUUUAUGUUUGCGAAUUAUGGAAUCUGGAAGUGAACUUUCUAAAACAGUUGCCACAUUCAUCCUCCAGAAGAUCUUGUUAGAUGACACUGGUUUGGCUUAUAUAUGUCAGACGUAUGAGCGUUUCUCCCAUGUUGCCAUGAUCUUGGGUAAGAUGGUCCUGCAGCUAUCCAAAGAGCCUUCUGCCCGUCUGCUGAAGCAUGUAGUGAGAUGUUACCUUCGACUUUCAGAUAACCCCAGGGCACGUGAAGCACUCAGACAGUGCCUCCCUGACCAGCUGAAAGACACAACCUUCGCCCAGGUGCUAAAAGAUGACACCACCACGAAACGCUGGCUUGCACAACUGGUGAAGAACCUGCAAGAGGGCCAGGUCACCGAUCCCCGGGGUAUCCCCCUGCCCCCUCAGUGAUCCUUCCCUGUUCCCUCCCACUACUCCCCCAAGUUGGGGAAAGGAGGGGGAACCUACAAGAAAAACAGCUCAGGUUUUAUCACCGACUGGGAAUAGACAACCUCAAUGCUGAACCGCACUGGAGAAAAGGGGCAAGGUACCCCUGCUGAGGUGUAUGGGCUGCCAUCUCAGGCUGUCUUGAGGACCUGGGCUCCCUCUGCUACUCCCAGGAAAUGGGCUCCUGACACAGCAGUCUGCCACCACAGCCCCAGGAGGGUGUCAACACCAGCAAAUGCUGUAUUUGCAGCAUGUCCAAGAUGACCCUUCUCCCCUACCUCUACCUAGCCACUGGCAGGGAGGGGAGACAGUGGUGAUAGCAGCAGCACUCUGGGCAUGGUGAACGCCUGGGACCAAGCCAUGUGGCGUUUUUUAUUUUGCCUUCCUGGAAGACUCAAGAUGUGUCUCUUCAUUCUCUCUCAGUAUUUGUUUACUUUGGUUUUUUUGUUUUUAAUCUCAGAGAGAGGUGUGUUUAGUGGGCACAAGCUGUAAUAUUCAGCAAAACUUUGUCAAUUGGCACUGUUUACAAGUCUGUUAGCUGCAUAAGCUCAAUAAAAAGUUGGUCUGGGCAUUACAUCCCCUCUGGCAGGCCAAUAGCUGCAUCAAGCUGUUGGGAGAAAUGGGAGGGCAGGGGAAAGAUGUAAAGCCAAAGGACAGCAGGAACCUACCGCCUGUUUCCCUUCCUUCUCCCAUUCUACUCCCAGUCCGGAAUGCCACAAGGACCUUAACCUUGUUUCGGGCUUUAGCUGCUAGUUUUCCCAAAUCUCAGUGCUUUCCCUUUUUGAACUUCCCUUCUAUUAAACUUAAAACAGACGUCUUAAUUCAUCAGGCUGUCUUGGAAGGGUAUUGUAUUGGGAGACAAGGGGUGGUGGUGGACCUCACCUUCAAUCCAAGUUUUCAAAGAUAUUUUCUCGGUAACUCUAAAAGGGAGGUGCUUGGGAUUAAGGUGACAGUCCACUUGAUCCUUUUCUUUGUUUUAGUAUGAAUUUCAGCAGCUCCAUCUGUCUUCAUGAUUGUACUUGAGCAGUAUUAGCUGUAUGAGUUAAUUUUAUUCAGAUUGAAGAGGGAGGGCUGGGUUCUGCUCACUCAGUCUUUUUUUUUUUUUUUUUUUUUUUUUUUUUUGACACAUUCUCUUUUGGUCUAUGGAAAUUGCAGGGUUGCCGCUAAAAUAUUCGCUUGUUCAUAUCGUGUCAGAGAUUUCCUCUUCUCUGGAGCUUAGGUGGCUCUUCACAAUCCACAGGCUUGAAUCUGCAACCUAGUGUAAACUGCCUUGCUUUCCCCAGUCCUUUCCCCUGCUAGCACCUGCUUUCUCAUCCCCAUCUCCAAUCAAAGAUGGGAUUGCUUAAUCCAACUCUGGAGAGGGACCAAGUCUUUUCUGCCCACAUUUCACACAAUUGAGGUGUCUGAACAAGCUUGAGGAGGGUCUAUAAGGGGCAGGCUCAAAAAAAAAAAAAAAAAAAACCAUUUGCAGAGGCAGUUUUGCCAACAUAAGGGCUCUUUCAAGCCGACUUUCACAAAGAGAGCCGGACUUGUUAGUUGGCUUCUGUCUCUUCAGAGCCAAGAAAAUAGUAAUUAAGUGGCCUAGAUAUAGGAAGGGCAGAAUAAGCACUUACUCCCCCUGCCUUCCAAGAUGAAGAGGAGAAGCAGGCCAACCCUCAAUAAUCGCAAACCUGAAGAGAAGUGAUCUUAGAGAAAGCAGAGAACAGAAUGGACUGGAUAGACAUCUUGACUCUAUUCAGCCCGUAGUCUGUGAUCUGGAGAGUCCAGUUAAGGUAACCCAGAUUUUUGACAACCGCCUUCCUGCUGAGCCAAAGUUUUCUCAUUCCCGUUCCACUGGGGAAGCAGCUGAGGCCCAGGGCCUUGCUCCCUGGGAAAUUCUCUUCUCUCCAUCUUUUGGUGCAUUGGCCAUGUUACUGUGCCAAAGUGUCUUAAUUCUUGUCCCAUCUAUUCUCAGCUGGCCUUGGAACCCACAUAGGAGUUGGUGGGGGAGGGGUGGAAUGGGUAUUAUUCAUUGUAGUUGAUCCUGAUGUGCGUAUUAUAUAAAGAGACCCCUCCCCUUAUUUUGUGUUUUCCAUCCCUCUCCCUUAACAGGAUUGAAAUAAAACAUGCUUCUGUUUUUGUAAAAAUAA